Messenger RNA from Magallana angulata, 2315 nucleotides. Its product is annotated as cholecystokinin receptor type A-like. Bases 485 to 1735 code for a protein of 416 amino acids. Gene Ontology annotation, molecular function: G protein-coupled peptide receptor activity. Gene Ontology annotation, cellular component: membrane. The transcript has a single exon. The record is from RefSeq and is a predicted model, not a curated record. Gene Ontology annotation, biological process: neuropeptide signaling pathway. NCBI's taxonomy places the organism in Eukaryota, Metazoa, Mollusca, Bivalvia, Ostreida, Ostreidae.
UUAUUGUUUGACUUUUUAAUGAUACAUUGAUAUACACAGUUAUAACAAAUUUCAUGAAAGAAAUCAAAAUCAUAGCAUGAGUUGUUUUACGGAAUUUGAAUUGAAUUUAUUUUGUAAAGACAAGUAUUUAUUGAUUGCACUAUAUUUUACUCAACUAUAAAAUACUAAAUUGUCUCUAAUUUGUUAAUUAACGGCAAUGAAUAUAUUUUUACAAAGAUCAAGUUUGGACAUGUUUAUCCCCAAGUAAACGUUCCUUAUCAAGUAGAUGAAAUUUAUAUUAGGAAAUAUAAAUUGUUUAUGGCCUUUAUAAUGUUUUUACAUUGUGAAAUCACCAUAAAAAGUAAAAAAAAACCAAAAAAUACAUAUGGAGGUGGUACAUUAACCCCCUACAAGAUUAUACGGAAGGAAUGCGAAACAAAAGAAAAGGAAAUAUGCCCAUUAAAGGCAUAAACGUCUUGUCGUUCGGCAUGGGAACUUCAGCAGGAUGGCCAACGAAACGUACAAACAGUUCCAGCUGAUGGAUAGGUUUUCUGAUAUAACCUUAAGUAACAUCAUUCUCGUAAUAAUCGGUGCUUUCAUUGGAGUAAUUGGAAACACUGUGGUCAUUUUCUUCUACUUCUUCCGCAUUAAGGAGAGAGGAGAAAGAUAUUUCAUUCCUCUGCUUGGAAUAGUGGAUCUACUCGGAUGCUUAAUCAGUCCGCCAUAUUACAUCAUGGAUAAUAUGUAUUUGUUGAGCUACCCCAGUACUGCCGCAUGUCGAAUUUUAUCUUUCGUACAGAUUUUUAUUCCGGGAAUAUCAGGACAUACACUUCUUGUUAUAUCAAUUCAGAGAUACCUUCUUGUCUGUAGGCCAUUUGGACCGAAAAUGACACAUUUCUGGAAACGAGUUUCAUUUGGUGUCGUGUGUUUGAUGUCUAUUGCCUAUUCCACUCCGCUACUCUUCACUGCUGGGGUCUUUGAAGAAGAGAUAACGUUUAUGAACCACAACGUUACUAUAGAAGUGUGCAGGUUUGCUGUUGAACCGUCGUUGUCAAUGAAUAUGUACGUUUGUCUCUUGUUUCUGUUAAUGGUGGUAAAUUUAAUCGUAACUGUUGGACUCUAUGUUCCUGUUCUUAAACGUGUUAAAUUUUCAUUAUGUGUCAGAGAAGUUAAAUGUAAGGUCCACAGGGAUAGUAAUGUCGCCUCAGAGACAGAAAAUGAAGCCACGGGGACAUCUGAAAUACAAACUGAUCAAGAUGAAAAGGGCCAAUACCGUUAUUCCAAUGAACUACAAAAUAUAAAAGUGUCAGUAUUGAUUGGGAAGUCUGGAAGUGAAGAUAAGUCGAAAGAUGUGGUAGAAACAACCGACAACCAACGUUCAUCUUUAAAUAUUCCUGCAGAAAACCUCAAAUAUAAUGAAGAAAAUAAUGUUGCCAAUCACCUUAAAACCACAAAAAAGAAAACUGUAAAAUCAAAAAGCAGAUCCGCUCAAAGACGGAUAACGACGAUGAUUUUCGUUCUGAUCUUGGCGUACGUGCUUUCUUACACAGCCCCUCUCAUAAUUCUGAUUCUUCUGUUUACGUUAAAGGGAUUCACGUACCACACAAUGACCAGGGCUGAAAUGGGUGUGUGGGUUUACCUGACGAGACUUGUGUUUCUGAAUCACAUUGUCAAUCCUUUCGUCUACGGUUAUUUUGAUACAAAGUUCAGAAAACAGAUACGUUUAUGUUGUAGAAGAAAAAACGAACAUGUUUAAUUAUCAAUCUUUAUAUUUUUUUAAUAUCACUUUUGAAAACAGGAAGGUAGCAACAGGGUUACCCCCCCCCCUUCCCUUUGUUCAGUAAACCGACUCUCUUGUCAUGAUUUCCUUUGGUCUGUUUCAUAAACGAUGCAAGCUGCUUGAUAAAGUUUACUCUUGUGUGGAUUUCUUGACCAUUAUUAUUAAUAUUUGUUAAGACAGUUUUUACCUUUCUACAAAAAGUCAUACUAAAUGAAAAAUUGUAUCAUUCCCUUAUUUUGAAAUUACAGAGAUGAUGUUUUGACUUAGAAAAUAUAAUUUAAUUUCAAUUAAAUGGUUUUAGAAAAUAAACCGUAUGUAUUUGAAUUGAUAUGAAUAGAAAGUAAUAAUAAUAAAAUGGAUUCAAGUAUCAUGCAUUUUUCAGGUGUGGAAAAAUUUCAGAAUGUGUUAUUGUUAGGUUCAUGUAUUGAUUAUGAUAAUGAGAAAAUGCUUAUUUGAACAUACAUGUUUUGAAUUAGUGAAGAAAUAUUUCAUUAAUAGCCUUAAUCCUAUUGCUUAUUUUAAAAUUUAAAAUUUAAUGUAAAGAAUAUCUGCUUAA